AUGGCUCAGCAGCUCUCUUCUAUCAAUAUCAGGAGCAGCAAGAAUCGACCAGGAACUUCCACUACCACCAACUUCCAAGAGCAGCAAGCUGUUAGGGUAGCAGUCGACAGGGUUAUCGAUGGUCUCAAGGCGUGGGACAAACAAUACUCAUCCAACAACAUCGUACGCAACCUUCGUCUGGAACUCGCGAUGAACAACGAGCACACCAAGCACACCAUUUUGGCCAUUACGGCCCUCGUUGGCGGUGCUGCGAUUCCCGGCAAGCUUUGGGACUAUGCUGGCGACACCAAGGCCGAGACCAAGAAAUGGGUUACUCUCUUGACGGAACUGCAGGGCUUCCUGAACUGGACGAAGGUCGAACGACUCCGCCCAGCCAGCAUCAAAACCAUCGCACGCAAAUACAUUCCGACCCCCCGCAAGACCACAGCCAAGGUUGCCGCCAAUCCCAAGACCCCCGCUGCGACGCCCGUUGACCCCGAUCACAACAGCAACCCCGACCACGAUGAUAACCCCUUUGAAUUCACGAACCUCGAUGUGGGCGAGUCCGACCAUGAUGAUGACAACGAUUCCUUCGUCUGA
Molecule: messenger RNA, 579 nt
Organism: Cryphonectria parasitica EP155
Lineage: Eukaryota; Fungi; Ascomycota; Sordariomycetes; Diaporthales; Cryphonectriaceae
Exons: 3
Coding region: 1-579 (192 amino acids)
Source: RefSeq, a predicted model, not a curated record